Messenger RNA from Eremomyces bilateralis CBS 781.70, 4248 nucleotides. RefSeq lists its product as uncharacterized. Bases 155 to 4066 code for a protein of 1303 amino acids. The record is from RefSeq and is a predicted model, not a curated record. Gene Ontology annotation, molecular function: RNA binding. Lineage: Eukaryota; Fungi; Ascomycota; Dothideomycetes; Eremomycetales; Eremomycetaceae. The transcript has 3 exons.
ACCGACUCUCUGUUGGCCUUGCUCAGUGAUAGCGAUCGUUUACCUAUUGAAUCUUCUGCCAUCGCAUCCGAUCACUCAUUUAGUGGGUAAGUGUCUAGGCUUUGUUGCGCUUGCUUCGUCGGCUUCGUUUCGUGCUUCAGUAUUCGUAGCCGUGAUGGCGGCGGUGCCUCGUACGGAGGGACCUCCUCCGCAAUCGGUCCCAAUGAUAGCACGCUCCGAUCCGCAACGCGACGCCACUCAGUUCUCCACCUUCUUGAUGAAGACAAGAGCGACCAAAUGUCGAGAGGUCUUCUUCGGCACAUCGGUCACUCAAUUCUUCGAAUCCAGUGAGAUCGACAUUCAUGGUACCACCUACCUCGAGCUUGUCCUUCGGAAGAUUGCCGUCUUCAAUGCCGGACUGGUUGCCUCGUUCUCGGUCGACUGGAUUCAUAUGCAUCCGGAGGAUGUGAACACCAUUGCCCGCGCGGGGGUGAAACCGCAGGACAUAUUCUCGGUGCCCAUGAUUAGCUAUCACGGGCUUGUUUUCCUGACUGAAGCGAUGAAACAUAUCAGAGGGGCACUACAGCGGACCUUUGAUUGGCAGGAGCGCGAGAAGCGAAAACCAAUCGCGAAAGCAACUCAGCGCAACACCGACAGAGAGAAGGAAAAUGCAGCGACAAACGUGCCGAACCUCGCCAUUGGCCAACAAGUUAUCAAGAACGAGCAGAAGACUCGGUUCAAUAAGAAGAAAGGCUACCAGGUUUCAGGUGGAUAUCCAGCUCCCCUCUCCAACGUGUCGCAAGGUUCAAUUGGUCAGGCACAGAAUCGAAAGCCUUAUUCGAAACGCCCCCCCAAGAAUGCUGCCUGCCAUGACCAAGGCCACAUGGCCACACCGACAAUCUGGGUUGGGCCGCCGAAGAAAGAUGCAGAAACGGGUCUUGUAUUAGGGGGAUCAAGCUCUUCGCAACAACCCACAAUGGUAUCCUCCGACUAUGCUGGAGAACGUUCAGCGUCGACCCCGUUGCCGCCUGGAGUCGAGAAGACCACAGCAUCUGGGGUAACUAUAAGCAAGAAAUUGCGCAGGGAAAGUCGCACCUCAUCACUUCCUCGUGAUUUUGCGCCACCUCAGCCACUGGAUUCGCCUGGACAUUCAUUGCCUCUUCAGAUUCAGCAGCAACAGCCUGGAAGUGUCUCGAGCUUUCCGUCGAUUGGGAUGUCAGCAAACCAAUCUGUCGCUGCGGCUGCAACCUAUCCGUAUCCCCCUCACCUGGCGCCACAUAUGCAAGGACCUCAGGUUCCAGGAGGGUUCAGUAGCCCCAAUCAAGCCAAUUAUCAAGGAUUACCGAAUCUACCAGGAGCAUAUGUUCCUACCAAUGCGCCGAGCCAGGGCAAUGCUCAGGCUGGACGGGGGUAUGGACAACAACCGUUGUGGUUGAAGUCUUCGUCGACCACCAUAUAUCAGCCAGUGGAAAUGGAUCAUAACAGCUUCAAGCGGUUCCACGCUAAUUCUGGAAACGAAAAUGGGCGCCCUGAAUCGCUACGCAUCACCAAAGCCCGUGGUGGUCAAGGCAACUACCCUGAGGGGCAGGCAGCAGACCAGACUGGGACCAAGUUCGGGACUUCAUUUGAGAACCAAUUCGCCCAAUCUGGCUUCAUCAUAGAUCGGAAGUCGAGCACUACACGACAGCGCAAUUUUCAUGGCCGUCAAGGGAGCGUUGCCUCGUCCAAUGAAGCAAGUGGACGUAGCUUUGUCAACCCGGAACCGUUUCCGGACCUGCCCGCCAUCUCCAACGACCUCAUCGUGGAUGUUGCUAAAUUCGGGAUUGGCAAGUCAUUCAUCGGUUCGGAGCGCCAGGACGUCACAACUUUAUGGGUCGGUAGUUUGCCAGAGAAGGCCACAGAAUCCGAAUUACUCGCUCAUUUCCAAACUUUUGUGCCUUCGAUUCAAUCGGUCAGUGUUCAAGGCUCUGUAGCUACGACGCCGUACGCUUGGGCAAGGUUUCCUUCCACUUCUGAGGCUCGCAAGGCUCUAGAUCUCGUUCAUUGCACACAAUUCAAGGAUAGGAACAUUGUUGUUCAAGUGGGUAACAGGACCCUUGAAGAGGUCCUGAACAGUACCCCUGAGUUGCUUGUGGAUGACUCUGGCCCUCACAGUCGCCCCAAUCAGCUGGCGGACGGAGCUUUCCGAGGUCAACUCUCGGGCUAUGGAGUGAAACCACCACCGUCCCAAGGUGGGGCAGGUUUGCAGCGGCGCGACAGCAAUUGGAGCCACGGAAGGAGAGGAUCAAGUUCCGGCAACAUACGUUGGAAUGGUGCGCGCCCGCGGUCCAACACCUAUCAGUCAACGGCUAGUCAAGGCAGUGAGCGGCGUCGUGGGUCUUCCAGUGCACAAGACGCAGUUCCAACAGCUGUGACAUACUCUCCCCAGGACGCCAGAAGCUCAUUGAAUUCCAACCCUGGAAAUAGCCAACCAGACGCAGAUUCUGCCAUCGAAUGCUCGAUUGACAGUCAGGAGAUACCGUCGAGAAAGAACUCGAAGAAGAAGAAACCGCGAAAGGGCUCUUUCAUAAGCACUCGAAGCGGCAGUUUCGCCAGCGUGAGGUGCGAAGGAGGGUUCUCUGGGGAUCCAGCUUUCUCUGAUGUUGUGAUCCCUGAAGAAGCGAUUGGCAGUACAGUCGAGACACACAGCACUGCCGCUAAAACGAUUGACGGUAUGGCCGAAGAGAACAAAACUACCCAAAGAGAUGACAUGGGACCGAAGCCAGAAACAUGUGCGGAUGGGGGCGACCUAAAGAAGAAGAAGAAUCGGUACAACCCGCAUCGAAGCCGAUCCCGUCCGAGUCAGUCCAGGGCACGGUCUCAUAGCGCCUUACGCCAGGGAACAGACAGCAACAAGGCAGAUUCCGAAAUCACCGAAGAGCUGAGUGCUUCCAAUACCAUCGGCGCUCCCUCCUCUACUGCUGAAGCGGUUCAGCAGCAAGUUGAAGAAAAUAAUCACAAGGAGGUGCCAGCUGUGAUAAAGGUCAGAGACCCUCAUGGUGAAGGGCAAUUGAAGACUUCCAAGCUGCCUCCAAGUCUGUCCCAUGCUGUGGAGGAUGGUCUACACUCCGAUACGGAACUUGAGAAAGCUAGUGCCUCCUCCGAAGCAAGUACCGUUGUUCCAGCAUCAGAACUCGGGCAUGCUCGCUCCCUGAGCGAGACUGAUGCCGCCGAGUUUAGAUCCAGCAAGGGUUCGGUCUCUCCAGCAAGUUCUCUUGUUGAAGUGAAGCGUUCCCGGGGCCGGAUCACUCCUGCUGUUCCUCUGCCCAAAUUCAUCCGUCCGAACAGGCCGGAGGGCCUCACAAUUAAGGGUGCCCACCACUCUCGAACCGCUUCUGCUCAGAUAAUAGACCCUUGCAAUGCUGGGGACAAGGAAAUGUGCAAGUCUUCCUCCAGGGUCCUAUCUCUUAAGAUUGACUCCGCUGAUCAUGCUCCCACUGCUGAUCCAUUGGGUGACGUUCGUCGUCGAUUGGUUUCGGCCGACCUCGCAUCGCCAAUGACGCCUGGCACUUCCCGAACUUUCAUCACUGCGAUUGACGACCGAUCUUCGCCUGAGACGGAAUUUCAUACGCCUCCCGAGGGGAAGCAGAUUACAUCAGCCGCGUCCGGUCCAAUAUCUGAUGCCGAAUCGCAAGCCACCAGCGAGGGAAAGAACCCCAAUUUUGUGGCUCCUCUUUUCUUUACAAAGAAGUCUAAGCAGGAGGGAUCGACACAAAAUGCGGGAUCAAUUCAUCCAUUCGCCAAGCAGCGUAAGGCGACUCAGCCACAAGCGCCCAAGAAGAAGAAGCAAGCGAAGAAGAAGAGAAAAACGGGAAGAUCCACAUCAUCAAACUCAGGAGACGACUCUGUGUGGGAGAAAGAGAAGACUGGUGGAUCUAAGAUGCCGAAAGGAGGAUCGGAUGAGGGAAGCGUCACCGAUGUUGUUACUGUUCAGGGAGACAGUGAGAUUCGAGGGGAAGGAAAGGAUGUGGCGGUUGACGAUGACGAUGCGUCUCGAAUCUCCGCAAACUCCCAGAAGUCGUAUAGGGAUGCUGUCGUGGCAAAGUGAUGGAUGGGUAUGAAGGUUUCCAGGAAUUCCUCAGACUGGAUUCCUCCGGGAUGUUGUGAGGCGUGAAUGUGCCAAUACAGUUCGGUAGGAAUAGAUGAUGAGUUUAAAAGUUCUACACGGCAACCACUUGCGCAUAUGUGGUAGCGAAUCGUAUACGAUUAGCACGAAAUGAAAGGCACUAA